Molecule: messenger RNA, 2958 nt
Organism: Anopheles merus
Lineage: Eukaryota; Metazoa; Arthropoda; Insecta; Diptera; Culicidae
Exons: 2
Coding region: 117-2540 (807 amino acids)
Source: RefSeq, a predicted model, not a curated record
UGAUACGUUCGGCUUGCCUGUUCAAGCGCGCUGCUUCAGCAACAACAAUUGCUUUCUAACUUUGCUCUAUAUUUGGCGGCCCAUUUAAUCUUCUGCAGUCAAAGGCAUCUUCAGAAAUGAUGGAAAAACUGUACAAAACUUGUUGCCGAUUAUGUCUGCACGAUGGUUCUAAUCAUCAGCUGCUGGACAUACUUUCUGUGAAAGGAUUAAAAGAAAAUAUCUCUAACAUUUUCAAUAUAGAGAUAGAUACUCGGGAUUGCUGCACUACUAAUGUUUGUUUAAACUGUUUUAACGAGACAUUAAGUAUGGAGAAGCAAUUUCAAUUGUACGAGGAGCAAAAACGAAUAAUACUCGCCAACCAGCUCAGACUGCAGGAAAAUCCUUCAGAAGCAACAAGUGAAUUGGCAUCUAGUGCAUUGGCUAGCUCAGUUGCUUGCAUUGAAGGAGAUGUUGGAGGAAACAAGUCUGUUAAUGCACCGGAACGUUCAAGGAAAGCUUCUAAUGUUGCACCAUACAACCUAAAUUCAAAGAAAGAUCAAUCGAAGAAAACACAGCGUAUCUCUGCUGAUCCAGUUGACGUGAAUUUAGAAGAAACAAAAACCCAACAAAACAAAUCCAUGACCAAAACCAUUAAAGAUAAAACUAAAAAAAUCAAAUUAGUGCAGAAUGCUCCUGCCAAGACGAAAACAUCAUGCGAAGAGUCGGUGCAGGAAAAAACCCCGACUCCAAAUGUGGUUGUUGUUCCUGUAGCAAACCUCCAACAACAAUUGGAGCAAUCUCAGAAAGAACAAACCGAAAAUGCAAAUGAAUGCACAAAUGCUACAGAUUCCAAUGAAUCGCAAAGACCAAAACCGGGGAUAGUUGUAACAGGAAUAUUGAAAAGAAGAAUUGAAAAACUGCAGAAUCUUGCUCCUGUGCAAAGUAAAAGCUCUAUUAAUAAUACUACCUUGCAUAGGAGUACUGAUGUUAACAAAACUCAGCCUAAUAAUCCUCAUACUGUUGUUUUGAGCUCAUCAAAUAUCGUUCAUGAUGCUGUCGAGAGUAAUUCCAUGAAUGCAGUAAAUAUUCAACGACAAGAGGCACAUGCAUCAAAUAACGAACCACCUUCGUUUGUUAUACAAAAGGUUGUUACCUUCCAGGGAUCCACACAAAGCAAAGAAACUACUACGAUUGCUUCAGCUGUUUCGAAUACUAACGGUGGAAUGGUCUGGAUAAAUAGCCCUGUAAACCAACCGGUUACAGUUCAAUCAAAUUAUGGGAACAGUGAAAUGCAAAAUAAGGGGCAAGGUCCAUCUCCUCCAAUGACAGUAUUUAACAUUCCUGCCAUUGCAGUACAGCAAGGUGCAUCGGCUUCCGUUCCGAUGCAUAAUGCACUUACUACUGUUGUCAGUAGUGUAGAUUCGUCUGCUACAAAUUCAAUUUCAGCUUCAUCUACGGCAACUCAAGUAGCAAGAUGUAGUGUAACAACGAUUCUGCCGCAGACCGUUUUUCAAGCCAGAUGUAAUACUCACUCAUCGAUGCCGGCACUUAGUAUAGGUGCUAACGCAUAUCAAGAGUCGCCCUUGCCUGCAAUGAAUAAUGCCAAUGACAGUGCAAUCCAAUCAUCUCUGACCACUAAUAACACAAAUUUUGUUACUGACCAGCAGCCAUCAUCAUCAUCAAACGAAACAACUAGUGAAACCGGAAAUAAUGUUGACAUUAGCAAUACGAGCCCUGCUGCUCUCACCAAAAAACGCCGCCAUAGUACCUACAUACGAGUAUCUUCCAACUUGUUUGAUGAACCUCCAGAAAGAGCACAAUUUGCAAUGUUGAAUAAUAAUCUUUUACUACGAAAUUUUGAAACACAAAUUAAUGCUCCAACCUCAUCGCACAUCGUACGAUUGCCGGUAUUACCCCCUGGUCGCAGAGUACAGGCAGUUCCUAAUCCAACAAUGCUGCCUGGCAAUCAGCAAACUCCACAUCCUUCUUUAAACAACUACCAAUGGCAAAACAAUGUGAAUAAUGUACAUCGUUUGCGCCAUAUAGCUCCCACGUCUACCAAUAUCGCUGGCACUGUAAGAACUUCUGCUAAUUCAGGGACUUUUUCAACAACAGUAAACAGCUCAACUAUCGUUCAGCAACAAUUUUCAGGAUCUAGCUUGAUCCAUCAGGGUCGUGUUGUUUCACAUAAUAGCAAUCUUAAUCAAUUGUCAGUCACUAAUAUUAAUCAAACCGCUGGAAUUGUGGAUCGUACAACAUCUGUUCAGAAUGACUUACUGACAACAAACUAUGAAGUCAAUAGUAGAAAUGCAACCCUCGCAAAAGAUGUUGGUCAACAGCCAAGUCGUCCUUGCUUCAGAUGCAACAUUUGUAAUACUUAUUAUCUAAUAGAACAUAAUCUACAAUCACAUUUGCAUCGCGUCCACAAUGUAGAAAAAACAGAACAGACCUGUUCAAAAGUCUAUGAUGCAAACAUUCUAAACAAAUUACUCACACGCUUUCGACGUAAAUCUAUUGCUGAUCCUUUAACUCUUAGUAAUAAUCGUACGCAGCUAAAUUAGGCUGAAACGUGAAGACUUUUUUUCAGUGGAAUAAUUUUAGUGUUUUCAUUUUGUUUUACUAUGCCAGAAACAUUUAUAUGGUUUGCUUUCAGCUUAUUCUACUUAGAAAUUUAAGAAUUAAAAUUUUGUUUUUGGAAUGCAAAGGAUGAACACGAGUUAAAAAAAACUUUAUGAUAAACAUACAUUUCACCUCAUUAUGGAGGACUUAGAAUUCAUGUUAAUUUUUGAUGUACUAUGAAUGAGUUAAUUUUUGAUGUAAAAAUUAAUAGAUGUAAUUAGGAAUCGAACUUUCAAACCUAACGUUGUUUGCAUGUAACGAAUUAUUUUUUGUAAUGUUUCUCAACUUCCAAAAAUAUCAAUAAAAUGAAGAAAUAACAAAAAAAAAAAAAGAUUCAUAAGCCUUCAUGAAACUUCUUUG